Messenger RNA from Nerophis ophidion (straightnose pipefish), 1752 nucleotides. It is a transcript of the gene cenatac, whose product is annotated as centrosomal AT-AC splicing factor. Bases 223 to 1272 code for a protein of 349 amino acids. The record is from RefSeq and is a predicted model, not a curated record. NCBI's taxonomy places the organism in Eukaryota, Metazoa, Chordata, Actinopteri, Syngnathiformes, Syngnathidae. The transcript is spliced from 12 exons.
ACUUUCCCACCUAGUUCCGCGGUGUCCAUUUUCACGCAUAUACGUUACUUUCGUCAUUUGUACAUAAUGUUUGAAGUAUAUAUGUUUUAUAUACAUUAAUAUGCGAUUUAAAUAUGUAUUAAGCAAAGUAUAUAUCAAUAUAUGCCUUGUUACAGCGUUGAGGAUCGAUCGCACUUCUUGGUCUUUGUUUCCCGGGGAAAUUAUAUUGAGACGUUGGACUAGAUGGGCGCCCAUUACUGUGCCAUUUGUCGGCAAACAACAUUUAACGGGAAAAAACACAUAUUCGGGAAAAAUCAUCAAAGCCGACUAAGACUUGUUCUGAUGAAAUUUAUAGAAAAGGUGAAAGAAGUCCGUCGAACACUCAAAAAACCCGAAGUGGAAAAGUGCGAUAGCACUGGGCAGAAGAUAACCUUCUGGUGUUACUGCUGUGGGCUGGAAGUGGAACGAGAUGUUACUGACGGUAACAUGACUGUGUUACAUGGGGGCUUGUUGGAGCACAUGGCAACGCGCGAACACAAGAAGAACACUCACAAGUUCUGGUGGGAAAACAAGGCUGAUCCCAAGCUAAGAGACAAAGUCAUCAUUACGCAAGAGGAGACUGAAAAGUUUAAAGCUGAGGUGGCCAAUGUUUUGGAAACAUAUGUGGAGAAGGAGGAUGAGUACAUUAAACAGCAAGCAGAGUCCAUCCGGGCCCAGGAGAGGCAGCGACAAGAACUCCUCGAGUCUCUUUUAGAGCGCGAUGCAGAGUCAGAGUUGUCCAAUGGACUCAGUGGAACAGAAACAUCAACGAAGGCUAGCGUCAGAUCUCAAGGGACGUCAUGGGGAACCAACCAGCAGGCAGGAAGCAGCCGCUUUGACUCCAUGGUUGAUGCGCCGCAAGAAGGCCUGACUUUUAUUGGCCAUCAGGAUUCAUCAAACAGUGGCAACGUGCACACAGGUGCGGUGCCUCCUUGGCUCCAAGACGAUCCUCAGGAGGGUGGUUCUAAAAAGGCAGCACUUUCCGAGAUCGGACCGUCAGUCCAGGAGUUCCACAGACAGAAGGAGCAAGAGAAGCUGAAAAAGCUCCCCCCUAACCGAGUGGGGGCCAACUUUGACCACAGCUCCCACACCGACGCUAACUGGCUGCCGUCUUUUGGUCGUGUAUGGAACAGUGGCAGACGUUGGCAGUCCAGGCACCAGUUCAGGCAGGAGGAAGGACAGAAAAACGGCGCGAAGAGGAGGAAAAAGCCUGGCGCAGAAGGAGCUAAGAAAGCGAGGAUGACAGAUGACUAAUGUCUGCUCUUUGAGAGGAGCUUCAGGUUUGCCAUUGGACAACUUCACCACACUUCUUACAUUAUGAUUUGUAGCUUAUCCACACACAGCCAAAAAUGUUUGCGGUUUCAUAAGCUAUUUGCUAACAUUUGAGUUGCUUCAGGAUGCUUACCAAUAUGUUCAGACGGAAUAAACUGGUAUAGUUUUUCCUUCACUCAAAGUACAAUUGUUGUGACUGACUGUCAUAUUUACAUCGCUGGCACAGGUGUUGUGUACCAGAACAUGUGCUGAGGUGCAAACAAAACUAACAAGUAACAAGACAGAUUAUUUAAUGACUUAAAUGUAAAUAGAUUGUACAGUAGUAAAGGAUGCUUAUUUUUGACCACAUUUUCCAUUUCAUUUUAAGAUCAAUGUUAGCUUGGAAAAAAUGCAUGCAAAAGUCAUGUUAUUACCUCCAACAAAUAAAAACACCAUUGACCAAAAAAAAAUGUUGACACCUUU